Molecule: messenger RNA, 871 nt
Organism: Ruditapes philippinarum (Manila clam)
Lineage: Eukaryota; Metazoa; Mollusca; Bivalvia; Venerida; Veneridae
Product: ATP synthase subunit O, mitochondrial-like
Exons: 9
Coding region: 1-765 (254 amino acids)
Biological process (GO): proton motive force-driven mitochondrial ATP synthesis
Cellular component (GO): membrane
Molecular function (GO): proton-transporting ATP synthase activity, rotational mechanism
Source: RefSeq, a predicted model, not a curated record
AUGUUGGCAUGUAAAAGUGCCUUAUUUGAGACCGGAGGCCGGAAACCGUCGAUUAGUAACUGUCGUUUUAGUACGGUGCAAGUAUUUAUCACAUCUUUAGAAACCCUACGUCAUUUCCGCUCGACCUUCAAAAUGGCAACUUGCAGGGGUGCCGGACAAUUGGUCCGUCAGUUUUCAACAUCAGCUGUCAGGAACAAGUUAGCCGAUAUGCCUUUGAAGUUGUAUGGUAUUGAGGGAAGAUAUGCCUCAGCCCUCUUUUCAGCAGCUACCAAACAGAACAAACUAGAUGUUGUUGAUAAGGAAAUCAAUUCAUUUAAGGCACUGAUGGCCAAAGAAAAUGCUGUGAGGGAAUUUAUCUAUGAUCCAUCCCAGCAGAGACAGACAAAGAUGGCGGCUAUGAUCAAGCUUGCCCAGUCCCAGAAGUACAGCGAUAUUACAAGUAACUUCUUGGGUGUUAUGGCUGAAAAUGGUCGCCUUCCAAAGACAAAAGGUAUAAUCUCGGCUUUUCAUAUGCUGAUGAGGGCGCAUAGAGGGGAAAUUGUGUGUUCUGUAACCACAGCCAAGCCUUUGUCUGCAUCAGAUGAAAAGGAACUGAGAGCAGCCAUGGAAGGUUUUGCCAAGAAAGGACAGAAACUUGAAAUUGAAAUGUUGGUUGAUCCUUCCCUUAUUGGAGGCAUGGUUGUUAAUAUAGGAGAUAAAUUUGUCGAUAUGUCCAUAGCCAGCAAGAUGAAAAAGUACACGUCACUCUUGAAAGAAGCUGUAUAAAAUCAGGGACCAUAGUGCUAACGUAUUGUAAUUUUGAUAUUUUGAAGUGUGCUCGAGAGAUAGUGUUGAAAAAUAAAAAUUGCUCCUUAAAACACUGAAAACUAUU